AUGCAGGUGGUGGGCUAUGAGGCUGGAGCUGUCCAAGCAAUGUCAAUAUUUGACGACACGCUUUUUCUUGGAAGCGCCGGUCGCGUGCGGGCAAUGGAUGUGUCUAGCGGUGGUCAUGCCGGAGAGUUUGUGGCAGGGUCUCACAUGCCGUACGAGGUGACAGCGCUGUGGUCGGGUUUGAGUGCUGCGGGCCAUAUGCUCAUCGCUACUGGCAGAUCUGACGGCAAACUGAUGGCCUGGAGAUGUGGGGUGACCACCGCUGCGGUGGCCUUCCCUGAGACAGAGACCAUCUCGGGCCAGCCAGUUACUAGCCUCGUGCAGUGCGACCGCUGGCUGGCAAGCAGCACGCUUGAUGGCAGAAUUAAUUUCUGGGACAUUGCUGACCUGGAGAAAAGUGGCGCUGUAGGCUCCACAAGACCUCCGCUGGAUUGCGGACAGCCUGUGCAUUGCUUGACAUCGGGGCGAGAAGCUUUGUAUGCUGGGUGCCAGGAUGGUUCCGUGCUCAAGAUACCGACGCACAAUUCCGCCGCUGAAGAUGUGCAGGAGCUGUACCGGUCUGACCUGGCAGUCACAGCACUGGCCCACAUCGAAGCCAGUGACUCUUUGGUCCUGGGACAUGCUGAUGGACAUUUGCUGGAGCUGAAAGAGGAUGGGGCGACAGUGAAAAUGGCCACCUUUCAUCGCGAAGAAGUGCGAACACUCCAAGCGCUCAGCGCAGGUGUGCUGAGCGUAGCCGGGGAUGGUCGGCUUGGCGUGUGGGGUGUGCAGGAGGAGAAGCUUGGCGCGCUACAGCCGCUCUGGGGCUUGCGAGGCCUACCGCCAAAGGCGACUGCGGCGGCUAGUGAGACUGGGAUUUUUGUCAACUGCACCGUGAAUCUUGGCACUCCAGGCCCGGUCUGCGAAACAGUUUUGAUGUGUCUGUUGAUUCAAACCUUGCAGCACCCCCUGUGCUAUGGCGACGGCUUCUUCUCGCCAUGA
Molecule: messenger RNA, 978 nt
Organism: Symbiodinium pilosum
Lineage: Eukaryota; Dinophyceae; Suessiales; Symbiodiniaceae
Source: the annotation of a GenBank genome assembly